AUGGGGCGAGUGGAAGUAGAAGGAGAAUCCGCGAAAAUGCUUCCAGGAGAGGUUCCACUGCCCCUGCCUGUGCAGAACGAGAUCCCCGUGGUGAUUGCGCGCCCACGCCGCAACCAGCCUAACAACCGUCGGGUGAACAACCGCAUCAUCGUGCGCCUGCCCCUGCGUAACAACGAGCCGGCGAUGAUGCAGCCAGUGUGGCUGGUGGACGCCGCUCCAGCUGAACCGGAGCGCAACGCCGAGUCCCGCUGCCUCUCUAACGAGCGUCUGCAUCACCGCAUCGGGGAUGACCGUGCGAUGAUGCACAUUACCGUGCCAUCCCAGCUGGCUGCAAGCGUAGACGCGCGAGAUAGCUUACGAUGUGGAUGCCAGAAUCUCAUUCAAGCUUUAGAUGAAGACACGCUGACAGGAUCGACGGGGUUUACCACUUGUGUGGAUGACAAUUCCCAGAGGCAGGAUGAUUUCUUCGGUGGUUGGAUGAGUCCAGGAUUGGUUGGCGGACUGUCCGCUGAUCACCACGUAAAUGACACCUGUAAGCGUACUGGCGCCAAAUUAAGUAUUCAGCAAUACUGUGCACGUACUCCCAAUGAUGCUAUUCUGAUCUAG
This is a messenger RNA of Spodoptera exigua (beet armyworm), 606 nucleotides long. The record is from the annotation of a GenBank genome assembly. NCBI's taxonomy places the organism in Eukaryota, Metazoa, Arthropoda, Insecta, Lepidoptera, Noctuidae.